Messenger RNA from Naegleria lovaniensis, 354 nucleotides. RefSeq lists its product as uncharacterized. Lineage: Eukaryota; Heterolobosea; Eutetramitea; Acrasida; Naegleriidae. Bases 1 to 354 code for a protein of 117 amino acids. The record is from RefSeq and is a predicted model, not a curated record. The transcript has a single exon.
AUGUUUGACAUUCGAUUGGAAUUAAUUUCCAGUCAUUGCUAUCAUUCAGGUCAACAAUAUUUCCUUCCCAUGGUACGAGAGAGUUCCGAACCACAGAAGAUUCAAGAUGACGAUAAUGAGCCAUUGAUUUUUCAUCAAAUAGGAACAAAUCAACCAACAGUGACCUUGUUCUGCAUGGACAUUCCAGAGUCGUGGACCUCAUGGUACUCGUACACAACCUUUCAUUUAAAUACUCCAAAAUAUAUUGAAAAAGAUUCAAAGGAUAAUCAAGUGUUGAGCGAGAAUGAAGCGAAUCAUCUGGUUCAAAUGCUUGAUACGUCUAUUGUGAAUUCAUUGAGCGAGUUAGGUCUUUGA